UAUUCUCUCUUGUUUUGGCUAUCUUCGGUUUCGUUUGGUCUUUUCCUUUUGAAAUCCAAAAAAACAAGCUAUAAGGCAAAACUUCUCCAACCAGAUCUUCUCCUCAAGAAGAGUCCGAAUUAGCUUCCUUUUCUCUUAGAUUCAACCCUUUAGUUUGUUUUUGGGUAUAUACAUAUAUCUAUCUAUAUAUAUAUGCAUAUACAUACACAUCUUUUUCUGUCGUUUUUGCAGAGUUUGGGGAGAGUGUAGUAGACUAGUAGUAGCCUUACAUAUAACCCUUGUUUUCUUUCGCUUGUACGGUCUGGUAUAUAUAUACACAUAUAUAUGUAUGUAUUAUCUGUAUAUAUAGCUUGGCCUUUUUGAUGAAAGCCGUUUUGUGUCUGUAAACUAAAUUACAAGGCAGAAAAUUAAACGGCUUUUGAUCAAUCAAAUCUGAUCACAUAUAUAUAUAUAUAUUCAUCAGAUGCGUUUGAGUAAUACUAAUAUGGCCGGUCAUGAAGGGUUUUCUAGUUUACCUUCUAAUUCUAUUGGAUGGUUUGGUCAUCAUCAUCAAGAACCAAACGUCAAUAAUAAUAUCAAUAUCAACACUAGUUCUACAACCUCUAAACCCACUAACAAUAUUCCAAAUCCUGCUGCAGCCAAGAAGAAGAGAAAUCUCCCAGGAACGCCAGAUCCAGAUGCUGAGGUUAUUGCUUUGUCUCCGAAGUCUCUGAUGGCGACGAACCGAUUCGUCUGCGAAAUAUGCAACAAAGGGUUCCAAAGGGACCAGAAUUUGCAGCUUCACCGGCGAGGACACAAUCUUCCGUGGAAGCUCCGGCAAAGGAGUAACAAGGAUCUAGUCAAGAAGAAGGUCUACAUAUGCCCGGAGAAGACUUGCGUCCACCACGACCCGUCGCGGGCCCUCGGCGACCUCACCGGCAUAAAGAAGCACUUCAGUCGGAAGCACGGCGAGAAGAAGUGGAAGUGUGAUAAGUGCUCGAAGAAGUACGCGGUACAAUCCGACUGGAAAGCUCAUUCCAAGACUUGUGGGACUAGAGAGUACAAGUGUGAUUGUGGAACCCUCUUCUCCAGGAAAGAUAGCUUCAUCACCCACAGAGCUUUUUGUGAUGCCCUAGCUGAAGAGAGUGCUAGAUUUACUACAUCAGUGGCUACCAAUCUGAGCUUUGGAAAUGAAAUGAUGAACACCAACACCAACAAUAUCGUCAAUCAUCCUCAUCAACAACCGGAUCUGCAUACCGGAUAUCCGGGCCGUGGACCGGCCCAAAACGUGGCGGGAAUGGCCCAGUACGGCCCGGAUAAUUUUCACCAGCAGCAAGAUUUCACCAAUGCGAAGCCAAGAUUGUCGCUUUGGCUCAACCAGCAGGCCGCAAAUUCUCAUCAUCAUCAGCUCAACCCCAUGAACAGUUUCUUCGUGUCUCAUCAUGAUCGGAUAAUGCAAAUGGGAAUGUCUUCUUCUUCUUCUUCUUCAAGCACUAUCUUUGGAAACUCCACUAGUGGUAAUAAUAAGAAUAAUAAUGCUUCUCAUUUCUUAGGGUUUAAUGAUCAAAAGAUCAAUCAUGCUAAUUCAACUUCAUCAUCAACAUUAAUCCCAAAUCUCUCCUUAAUGUCACCACUUCAUCAACUAGGAUCAUCAUCAUCAUUAAAGGAAGAACCAAAGCAGCCUGUGGUUCCAAUGUCAGCCACUGCACUUCUGCAGAAAGCAGCCCAAAUGGGGUCCACAAGAUCAUCAAAUAACAACAACAACAAUAUUAGCUCUAAUUCCUUCUUUGGAAACUCCUCAUCAGGACUUAUGAUCAGCUCAUCAAUGUCUAAUACUAUCUCUUCCACUACCACUACAAUGAGCUUCAAUUCUCUUAACCAAAAUGGAUUGGUUUUGGAAGGUUCAAAUAGUUCAGCAUCAAAUGGUCUUAGCCAGCUUGUAAUGCAGAAAAGUUGUAGCAGUAGUACUAGUGGUAAAGUUAGUGGUGAUAAUCAAACAGUUCAGGUGUUGAAGCUUCAUCAUAGCUCAUCUAAUGGCGUAGAAAAUGGUCUCACCAGAGAUUUUCUGGGCUCGGGAAGUGGAGAUCAUAACUCCCAGAGGCAGUUCUUGCCGGUACAUGAUCUGGGAAAGUUUGGCACUAUUGGAUCUGAUUUGCAAUGGGGUUGAGAUAAUUCUCUAAUAACCACUAGUGAGCCCAUAUAGUGACGUGUUUUGUAGUUUGUACUAUAUCUAUAUGUAUAUAUACUUGGUUACAACUAUAUGUAUGUGUGUGUAUAUAUAUAUAUAUAUAUAGUACUGAGAACAAAGUUGGGAAAGUAAGCCUCAUAUUAUAUGUCAUGAAUUGGGACUGAGUUGGACUGUGUUAUGAAGGUUCAAACUCGGUAGUGGAGAUGAUCGGCUGAUCAGUACUGAGAGAAAAAAAGAAAAAAAAGGGUGAGAGAUUGAUGAUCAGAAAAGUUGGUGUGAUGAUCAUGGGAAGAUUAAGCUGUGGAAAGGCUGUUCUUGUGGGGCCCACACAUUUGCAUGUGUAUGAAGUGACAAAACGAAGAGCGAACUCCGAGUCACAUAAAUGCAUGUUCACCUUUGUAGGUUUUUGUUUCUUCAUGUUGUUUUUAAUCGUUUGUCUUAACUCGAAUAUCGCUUAUGUUCUUUUUCCCUUCUCUUUUUGCUUAAGAUUUCGUUUA
This is a messenger RNA of Morus notabilis, 2664 nucleotides long. RefSeq names its product protein indeterminate-domain 9. Gene Ontology annotation, molecular function: DNA-binding transcription factor activity. The record is from RefSeq and is a predicted model, not a curated record. The transcript is spliced from 3 exons. The coding region runs from base 464 to 2146 and encodes 560 amino acids. Lineage: Eukaryota; Viridiplantae; Streptophyta; Magnoliopsida; Rosales; Moraceae. Gene Ontology annotation, cellular component: nucleus.